AUUUGCUCAAGCUGUUUGCCCACUCCAAAUAAAGUGUCGACAGUCCACGGGACUAUGUGUUUGUUAUACAUCCCAUUUGGUCUCAUCAAUGGCCUCUUGUGUCACUGACAUUGGCAAGUCCACUCACAGUACAGAAGCAAAAGCCAUCACGACAAGACCAGACAACAGUGGACGGCCGAGUGAGUCAUGGCGGAGAACAUCCCUCUGAUGGAGGAGGAGAGUCACCACCGUGAUGCGGUAUGGGCUGUCGCCAAUCCAACCGCCCGGUCACGCCUCGCUCGCUUCAAAGCAUAUGGCAUCGCCAUGGCACCCACCUUGAAACGUGCUUUACCAAACUAUUGUCGACCUGAACAGAUUUCGACGCCGGGCAAUACUCAGUCAGCAUAUCUGGAUGCGCUGCGCGGGUACGCGGCCUUCAUCGUCUACAUCUAUCACAUGUACUACAUCCCAGCGGCCGUUACAUGGCGACGAUAUCCAAUUAUCAGCACCCUCUUCGGUGGUCCCGCCAUGGUAUCCGUUUUCUAUGUUAUAUCUGGGUACGCCCUUGGAUACAGUCUACUUCUUAACAUGCAUCGAAAGGAUGAAGCUCGCAUGCUCAAUGGCCUUGCGUCUUCCACGUUUCGACGUUACAUGCGCUUGUACGGAAGCAGCGUUGUUGGCCUGUUCAUCGCCUUGGUCAUCGUUCGUAUGCACCUUUACAACGGAGUUUAUGGGGUCGAGGUGUAUCAAGAUACACUCUGGAAACAAUUGGGCCACUGGUUUGCCGAUGCUUUUAGGUUCUGCAAUCCUUUUGCCCGAAACAUUACCGACAUCAAGGGAAAUGAACCCCUCUCAUCCAACUACCUCCCACAAAUGUGGACCAUUCCGGUCGAGUUUCGUGGAAGUGUGUUCCUUUUCGCCUUUUGCACUGCUGUCUGCAAACUCACGCCUCGGAUGCGAAUGUGGGCAAUGUGGCUCGUCAUUGUCUUGGGCCACUGCUGGCAAGCAGUCUACAUAUCGGAGUUCAUCAGUGGUCUUUUCAUCGCUCAAUUGUCUAUUUGUCGAAACCCAGAUCGUGUGACGGGGUCAAUCAUCACGUCAACUGUCGACAGUGAGAAGCCUCGACCUCCACAAACACGAUUGUCCAAGGUCUUGCACAGUCUUCUCUUCUCCGCCUCGAUAAUCCUUCUUGGCCAGAUCGAUGAAGGCCAAGGAUACCUUCUCAUCUUCGGUGGCUUUCCGUGGAAGUACAUCAACCACUUGAUCCCCUUCUGGUGGGAGUCGACGGCUGAGUACCUCUUUUGGCUAGCAUGGGGUAGCUUUGGCUUGGUCUAUGCUCUGGAAUUCUACCCCACACUUCGAAAGCCGCUGUCAUGGACAGUGUCUAGAUAUCUUGGCGAUAUAUCCUUCGGUCUGUACGCUAUGCACGUAUGCUUCGGCAUGGGCAUCAGAUCGCUAUAUCUCGAUCCUUGGCAACAGAAGUACCUGGGUGAAUCUUCCCUGGCGUGCAUUUUCAUGGUUAUCAUUGUUACAUUCAUUGUGAUCACAGCGGCAGACUAUUUCACCAAAAUCGACAGAAUGGUUGUUCGCUACUCAAAACAGAUCCAAGAUCAAUUCUUCUCGAAAUGGAAUUGAGAUUUAUUGUGUCAUAUCCAACAAACUGGUAACACUGAACUUACCUCUAGCUAAAACCACAUCAUACUGGACUCCAAAAAUGGACUCACAGGAAUCAUGACAUUGGCAAGCUAAGUGGAAAAACCACCCCGAGUCCAAUAGUCUUGUCAUCACGGCGAGAUAGGCGAGCAAGAUGCGAGCUUGAAAAGGCCUGAACUCGAUGCGGUGAUCAAUUUAAAACCCCCUGAAAUUGUUUUACUUGCGCCGGCGAAGCAGGGAAAUCGACAUGAGGAAUGUCGCUUCACAUCCUGAAAAGUGUUGGGUCAACAAAUCAUGGUUGGCACAGACAAAGGUUCCCUCGGGAGCCAACUGACGGUGCCAUCCUUUCCAAUUCUCUGUUUUCAUUACAUGCAGAUCGGGCAUAAUUGUGCAAAAGCAAAGCCCCAUCACCUCAAUCAAGCAUGCAAUACAGUGCAUAGGCGCGGCGGUGGCAACUACUUUGGUGUUUGACUUCGCCCUCAGUCCCCGGCUGAAGGGGAAGCGGCAGGUUUGAGUCAGAAAUUUGUUGCAUGGACCGGAGCUGUAUGCAUAGCGUUGGUGUUCAGUCUACAAGAUUGGACAGCCUUGGACUUCCCUUUGACCUAUAUCUUUCAAGACAGGGUCUAUGUAUGAAAAAGAUAACGCAUAAUGUUAAUUGAUGUCG
Exophiala mesophila is the source of this 2296-nucleotide messenger RNA. RefSeq lists its product as uncharacterized. Bases 187 to 1614 code for a protein of 475 amino acids. The record is from RefSeq and is a predicted model, not a curated record. Gene Ontology annotation, cellular component: membrane. Gene Ontology annotation, biological process: polysaccharide biosynthetic process. The transcript has a single exon. Lineage: Eukaryota; Fungi; Ascomycota; Eurotiomycetes; Chaetothyriales; Herpotrichiellaceae. Gene Ontology annotation, molecular function: acyltransferase activity, transferring groups other than amino-acyl groups.